Molecule: messenger RNA, 1085 nt
Organism: Corvus hawaiiensis (hawaiian crow)
Lineage: Eukaryota; Metazoa; Chordata; Aves; Passeriformes; Corvidae
Gene: TSPAN10
Product: tetraspanin 10
Cellular component (GO): membrane
Source: RefSeq, a predicted model, not a curated record
CCUCACAUGAUGGGAGUGUGACUGGGGUUCGGGCACGAGGUAGCGGUGAUGGCCCUGAGCAGAGUCCGCCUGUUCCAGCCCCACGGGGAGGGCACCCGGCUGCUGCCCCAGGCAUCCAGGCUGGUGGAGCUGCCCUACUCCUCCUUUGAUGACGAUGAUGCUGAUGACGAUGGCCACUCACUGCCCAGGCUCACGGCUGAGCAGGACUCUGGGGCGUGGUACCCCGGCCCCCCCAAAGUGAGCCCCUUCAGCCACUGCGUGCGCUACCUGGCCUUCCUCUGGAACCUCCUCUUCCUCCUGCUGGGGCUGCUGAUCCUUGCUGUGGGGGUCUGGGGGCUGCUGGCCAAGAACCCCCUGCCCGGGGGGGAGCGUGGGGUGCCCCUGGGCUCGGACCCCAUGCUGCUGUUUGUGCUGGCGGGGCUGGCGGCCAGCGCCGUGUCCCUGGCCGGCUGCCUGGGCACCUUCCGUGCCAGCCCCUGCCUGCUGCGCUUCUUCCUGGGUGCUGUGCUGGCUUUCGGGGGGCUGGAGCUGCUGGGGGGGCUCCUGCUGCUGCUGGCGCGGCGGCGGCUGCGGGACGCGCUGCGGGACCUCCUGCUCCUGUGCCUCCUGCGCUACCAGGAGGAUCCCGACCUGCAGUUCCUGGUGGAUGAGGUGCAGCGGAGCCUCCAGUGCUGCGGCCUCGAGUCCUACCGCGACUGGGAGAGCAACCUGUACUUCAACUGCAGCGCCCCAGGGGCGCAGGCGUGCGGCGUCCCGGCCUCCUGCUGCCAGGACCCGCUGGAGAACGGCUCCGUGCCCAACGCCCAGUGCGGGUUCGGGGUGCUGGGGCUGGCGGCAGCGGCGGCCGGGGCCGUGGUGCACCUGGGGGGCUGCGGGGCCGCGCUGGGCUCGUGGCUGCGGGGCCAGGCCGGGGCCAUUGCCGCCGGUGCCACCGCCCUGGUGCUGGUGGAGGCCGUGGGAGCGCUCAUGGCACUCAGGGUGCUCAGGGAUAUCACGGCUGUGAGGGUGUGGGAGUGAGGGCACCGGGAAAUUGGGAUAUGCAGGAGGCUGGUCUGGUCCCAAAUAAACCUUGUCAAAAUCCUGAA